AUGGAAUCUGGACAGUCUGUUAUGCAAAUCAACAAGUUUGCUUCUCAAGCAUUAACUACAAGAAACUCAAAUGUCAUGUCCAAUAGUCCAGCUGAAUUUACUCGUAGAAAGAACUGGUCUCAAAAUGUAUUGGAGGAGCUUCGAGAUGUAAUCCAUGUCCUGUCUUCUGAUCUCAAUGUGCUGUACUGCUCUCCUGCCUCGCGUGAAUUCCUCGGUUAUCAGCCUGCUGAAUUGAUGGGCCACAGCUUCUCUGAGUAUAUCCAUGUGGAUGAUGUCGAUAUGUUCACUCGUGAAUUCCGCGCUGCUCAGACAAACGGCUCUAUCAUGCGUGUUUCUUAUCGCUUCCUGAGAAAGGAUGGCAAAUACGCAACCUUGGAAACCAGAGGCCAUUUCUUCAAGCAAGGUUUCUUUGGUUCCGCUCGCAGUGUGCCUGCUGAAAUGACUCGCAUGAUGGAUACUUUUUUGGAUUACAAGAUGGAGAAUGAGAUCUUGAAGCGUAAGGUAGCUAUUGCCAAGGCCAAGGCCAACCAAGGAAGAGCUGCUCCCAAGCAACCAUCUCACCAAGAACCUUCACCUCAAGAGACAUUGACCAAUACCCCUGGCAGCAGUGUGCGUGAUGAUACCUCUCAUAACCCCAGCUAUGGCGAUAAUGAAUAUGAUGAAGAUGACUACGAGGACGGUUUCGAAGAACUCUUUGCUCCUUCUGCCAAUGUAUAUACUCAAGGUGUACUCAAUACUUAUGGUGUGUCUGAAUCCGUAUCACUCUUCACUGGUCUUCACUUUGAUUUAGGUGAGCGUUCUCGUGGUAUUUCUAUGGGCCUGGAGGGUGAGUUGUUCAACACCUUGGUGGCUCCUACCAUUGGUGAGGAAGGUGGCGCUUCUAAUGAGACAGUUGACAAGUUGAAGUCCGGUAAAAAGAGACGUAACAAUGAAGAUGACGCCGAGCGUAUCUGUACUGAUUGCGGUAGAACCGAUGCUCCUGAAUGGAGAAGAGGCCCCAGAGGUCCCAAAACCUUAUGCAAUGCAUGUGGCUUAAGAUGGGCAAAGACAAACAAGGCGCAAGGAGGAGAUGCCCACGAUAUGCAAGAGUCCUAA
Messenger RNA from Mucor velutinosus, 1095 nucleotides. RefSeq names its product 26S proteasome regulatory subunit 7 (gene RPT1). The record is from RefSeq and is a predicted model, not a curated record. The transcript has 3 exons. Gene Ontology annotation, molecular function: sequence-specific DNA binding; protein binding; zinc ion binding. Gene Ontology annotation, biological process: regulation of DNA-templated transcription. NCBI's taxonomy places the organism in Eukaryota, Fungi, Mucoromycota, Mucoromycetes, Mucorales, Mucoraceae. The coding region runs from base 1 to 1095 and encodes 364 amino acids.